GCGAAACUGGGUGAUUGUCGGAUGAAAAUAUUAAGUAAAAUCUACCGAAAAUGGUGGGUAAACGCAUCCUGGUCAUCGACAAUGGCUCCUACGAGUGCCGCGUGGGCUGGAGCGACUCCAAGGAGCCGGAGCUGCGCUUCCGCAACGUGCUGACCAAGCCGCGAAAGGAUCGCAAGAAGGAGGCGGCUGCCACCUCCGCCGAAGGUUCCUCCUCCUCGGCGGCGCCUGUGGAGGCACCGGCCGAAAUCCAGGUGGGCAACGACAUCACCAACAUCGAGGCGGUGCGGGCCCAUCUGAAGAGUCCCUUCGAGCGGAACGUCAUAACCAACUGGAAUCACCAGGAGCAGAUCUUCGACUACAUCUUCACCAAGAUGGGAUUCGAGGGUCAGGAGCGGAUCGAUCACCCAAUUGUCCUCACAGAGGCUCUGGCCAAUCCCAACUUUUGCCGCCAGCAGAUGAGCGAGCUGCUCUUCGAGUGCUACGGCAUUCCGGCCGUUUCCUACGGCAUCGAUGCUUUGUACAGCUGGGAGCAUCAUCGCCAGAAGCACCAGAAGAUUUCCGAUGCCCUGAUCAUAUCCUUUGGCUACAGCACCACCCAUGUGAUUCCCUUGCUUAAUGGCAAACUUCAAAUGGAGCACGUGCGUCGCCUAAACGUGGGUGGCUAUCACAUCAUCACCUACCUCUUCCGGCUAAUGCAAAUGAAGUAUCCCGUGCAUCUAAACGCCAUCACCAUCAGCAGAAUGGAGAAACUGGUCCAUGAGCACUGUCACAUUGCCGUGGACUACAAGGAGGAGCUGGUGAAGUGGGCACAGAUGGAGUACUACGAGGAGAACAUCAUGAAGAUUCAACUGCCCUACAAUGCAGUCACCGCGACGAAUGCCCUGCUCACCGCCGAGCAGAAGCAGGAGAAGCGACGGGAGCUGGCCCACCGACUGCUGGAGAUCAAGAAUCGUCGCGAGCGGGAGAAGCUGCGCGAGGAUGAGCAGCAGUUGUUCGUCUACCACAAGCUGAGGCAGCUGUACGAGCAGAAAAAGCUGGACAAGUUUGAGCGGGCUCUGCAGCAGCAGCAGAUUGGUACGCUGGAGGAUCUGGACUCGCUGAUUGCCACCAUAAACUCGCGCAUUAAGCGGGCACAGGACAAAGCGCAGAGUGCUCCGCGACCGAGCAAGCAGCAGGAAAAGCUGGACAAGAUGCCCAAGCCACCGGAGGGCGUGUCCCAAGCCGACUGGCUGGCCGAGCUGCACGGCAAAAGAGAGCAGCUGCUGAAUCGCAAGCAGGCCCGCCAGCAGCAACGUUCCGAGCAGGCCAAGCGGCAUACGCACGCCGCUCAGGAGCGAAUGCGCAUCAUCUCUUCGCUGGCCAAGAGCGAGAAGCGGCGCAAGGCGAACGGCGAGGAGGAGGACGACGGCUUCGGGAUGAACGACAACGACUGGGAUGUUUACAAGCGGAUCAAUCGCUACAAGGACGAUAGCGAUUCGGAUGCGGAUAAUGAGCAGUUGCUGGAGUUCGAGAAGAUCCUGAAUCACUAUGAUGCCAACUUUGAUGAUGGGAAUGCCAAUGUGCAGGCCCAAAGUGCCGCCGAGAACUACCAGCUGCACUUUGGUGUGGAGGAUAUCAGGGUGCCGGAGGUUUUGUUCCAGCCCAGCAUGAUUGGCUGCUCGGAGGCGGGGCUAGCGGAGCUAAUAGCCUUCGUGCUGAAGCUCUUUCCCUCGGCAGAGCAGCAGCGUCUGGUGGAGCAUGUCUAUCUGACCGGUGGAUGUGCCCAGUUUAGGGGCCUCAAGGAGCGACUGGUGAAGGAGCUAAUGGAGAUGCGUCCCUUCCAGUCAAAGUUCGCCAUCUACGAGUCGGAUGAGCCCACUUUGGCAGCAUGGUUGGGAGCAUGUGUGCAUGCUGGAGAGCCCAGUUUCGCCCAGACCUUGACCACGCGCCAGGAUCACCAGGAGCGCGGCAGCGAGUUCUUCCGCGAGCACAGGGCCAGCAAUCUCUUUUAUCCUACACCAAAAGAUUAACGUUUAUUUUGAAAACCACCAACUAAAAUAAAAGUUCCGUCACAUCGUUGCCGAA
Drosophila takahashii is the source of this 2064-nucleotide messenger RNA. RefSeq names its product Actin-related protein 5 (gene Arp5). The record is from RefSeq and is a predicted model, not a curated record. Gene Ontology annotation, biological process: regulation of DNA-templated transcription. Gene Ontology annotation, cellular component: cytoplasm; Ino80 complex. Lineage: Eukaryota; Metazoa; Arthropoda; Insecta; Diptera; Drosophilidae.